Solea senegalensis (Senegalese sole) is the source of this 869-nucleotide messenger RNA. RefSeq names its product tubulin-specific chaperone D-like. The record is from RefSeq and is a predicted model, not a curated record. Gene Ontology annotation, biological process: microtubule cytoskeleton organization; adherens junction assembly; bicellular tight junction assembly. Bases 310 to 756 code for a protein of 148 amino acids. Gene Ontology annotation, cellular component: lateral plasma membrane. Gene Ontology annotation, molecular function: beta-tubulin binding; GTPase activator activity. Lineage: Eukaryota; Metazoa; Chordata; Actinopteri; Pleuronectiformes; Soleidae. The transcript is spliced from 8 exons.
UAUUUAAAAUGUGUCAUAUCUUUCAGUGAGACGAUAACCAGUCUGAACUGGAACGCUUCAUCCCAGUCAUUCCACUAUAUCAGUCAGCUGCUGGGACUGCCACAGUAUCACUACCACACCCUGCUAGGGCUCACCGUGUCUGUGGGAGGGAUCACCGAGUCUACGGUAAAUUUUUCCUCCCAGUCAUUGCUCAACUACCUGAAAGGAAUCCAAGACGACAGUGUUGCUCUGACACAGUUUGGAGAUACUUUGCUCUCCAUCUUCAGAGACAAUCUCCACAAUGAUAGGGUAAAUAUUCCUUUUCUUAAGAUGCUCAAUCUGUUGCUCACAAACGGCUGCUUUGAAAUCUUCAACACACAAGAGAAUCAUCAGUUCUGUGUGGAUAUUCUGGAUCUUUGCAAAGAGCUCAGGAAAUCCAAAGAUGUCACAAAGCUGAAUGCCUGUAUAGCCAUCUUCUGUGGUCUGAUGCAGUUCCAGGGUGAGGUUAGGAAGAAGGUUCUGUCCCAGCUGCUCAUGCUACUCUGCCAUUACUUCCCUGUGGUAAGAAGGAGCACAGCGAGUCAAAUGUAUGAGAUGCUGCUGAUCCACGACGAUGUCGUCGAUCCAGAGUUGCUGGAUGAUGUGUUGACCCUGCUGAGCGAUACUGACUGGGGGAAUGACCUCGACACAGUACGGGUUCACAGGAAUCAGCUGUGUGACUGGUUUGGAAUCUGCAGGCCGAGGGUGGUUGCCAAGAAUCCUGUUCCGGGUCCCUGAGUUGCCUGUGAAAUUCAGCGGGGAAAUAUGUAGCGGCAGAAAAAUUAGGAACAGACCAAGAAUAAUGUAAUCAUGUACAAGUUUUAUGUGACAAUAAAGCCACAAAAACAUUA